UGUAUGUUCGGAUGCAACGCAGGGGGCGGCGGUUCCCACGAGACGCGAUGCUGCGCAUGUGUCCGUGAUUUCGAUAGAGGGAUGUCGUCAGGUGUGUGUUGAAAGAUGGUGCUCCGACCCCGGGCAGCCUCUGCGUCCUCCUCCUCCUCUUCAAAGCUAUCCCGCGACUCAUCCUCCUCUGCGAGCGGCGCCUGCGUAGCCUGCGAGUACCCCUUGUACUUCGAAUUGAGCAUGUUCAAGAAGGGGCGACUGGAGGAGCCGGACGCCCCGCCAUAGAACGACUGAGACAUCGUAGAGCGAUUGGGCGGGCUGGCCAUGAUGGUGGGAAAGAGGCGCAGAGUCAGACACGCCCCCGAGUGCUUGCGUAGGUUCCCGUAACCGAACCAAAUGAGGUAAUUUGACAAGGCGUGUUGAACGAUGGCUGUGUCUAAUCCCUGCUUCAAUGCCUUACAACACCUUUCUCGGCGUCUCUGCUGGCCAUCCUCCUUCUCUCUGUUCUUGCGGGUCUUUGAUGCAUUCUCAUCAUACUUCGUGCGAAUCACAAAUAUUUACGUGUUCAGGCGUUGGCUACUAAGGCAGUGCAUUCUAUCUCGAAGCUGUGGAAAAUGUCAGAAUGGGCGAGGUCUGAGCGGUGGGAGAUGUACCAUGCUCCGAGAGGCAGAGCAGCGACCGCAACACAGUCUCUAUCCAAGCCGACAUGGAGAGUGGCUGGCGUACCUGUGCAUAGAUUUCGUUCAUGGCUUGGAAGUCGGCCAUGUUUGUCAAACUCGCUUGCAACUCACCUUCACAAUAUGUUCCAAUCCCGAUCCUGCAGCUUUCAGCACGAUCGAGAGAUUUUCCAGCGCGGCACG
Molecule: messenger RNA, 851 nt
Organism: Mycena citricolor
Lineage: Eukaryota; Fungi; Basidiomycota; Agaricomycetes; Agaricales; Mycenaceae
Source: the annotation of a GenBank genome assembly